AUGUAUGACCCUCCUGUGGACCUGUCCUUUAAGGAUCUCACCACCCUGACAGACGCCACAGCUGAGGUGCCCCGCUGCGGCGUGCGGAUCCUGACCACCACCUCCGACGGGAAAUACCGCAGUCGGGCCGUGCGCCUCAAUAACAACAACAUCAGCAACCUGACGGGCCUGGGCUUCCUCCUGGGCCACUUCCUUUCCCAGCCGUCCCUCCUGGGCUGGCUCGACCUCUCCUUCAACAAACUGGAGCACAUCGACUCGGUUUUCUGUGACAUGCCAGAGCUGCGUAUACUGUACCUGCACGGAAACUGCAUCUCCAACCUGAACGAGGUGGACAAACUGCGGCAACUCCAGUAUCUUCACACCAUCACUCUGCACGGCAACAAAGUGGAGAGCACCAACGGAUACAGGGCUCACGUGAUCGCCGUCCUGCCCGCGUUGAAGCACAUGGACUUCAGCGGCGUGUCCAAAGAUGAGCGAGAACUGGCCAACAUCAAGUUUAAAGGAGGACUUGAGGAGCCACAUGGGGUCGUGUCAGCCAUAGAGGGGGAUAAAGGAGGGGGGGGGGAGCAGCAGGGGGGUGUCAGUGACGAUCAGGCCGUACAGCGCCGUCUCCGAGCUCAGGAUUACUGGGAUUUGUGCAUGUCUCGCUCCACACGGCCCCAAAGGUCGCGUCUGCUCGGCCUCUGUCUGCACGCGGCUGCUUCUCUUUGGUACGACAAAGAGAAAAGAAAGGAUCACGGAUAUUUCCCCCGACGGUAA
Messenger RNA from Knipowitschia caucasica, 759 nucleotides. The record is from the annotation of a GenBank genome assembly. Lineage: Eukaryota; Metazoa; Chordata; Actinopteri; Gobiiformes; Gobiidae.